AUGACGACAGAGGUGCGAUGCAUGAUGAGCAGGACAGCGGCGGCGGCGGCAGCGACGGCGUACCUUCCAGUGACAUCGGCCGUUGACCGCGGACGAGCAGCAAUGCACCCGCUACGCUGGCGCGUCGGGGACGCUCGAGGCGGUUGUAGCCCCAAAAAGGAAUGCAUCGGGGGCGGGGGUGACGUCAGGGCCUCGGCCGUAGGGCAUCGACGACGGGCGCCUGUUCGUGCCACGCUAUUCGCAGAAGUACUCCACAGCUCGACCGCUCUCCUCCCUCUCCCCUCCCACUCCGCCAUCACGGAGAACCUCCACGACAACCCCCGCGCCGACGCUCGCUCGCAGGAGCCCGUCGACGACUUUGCUGCUGCCAUCCAUGCCCGCUUCGCCACCCAUCCCACCCACCUCGCCCGGCUCACCCCCAGCGACCUUCCCGCCUCCCAACCCAACUCUCCAUUCAUCCCCCGCGGCCCCCCUCCCCCGCUUUCCCUGCCCACCCUCCCUCCUCCAAUGUUCCGAGCAGAGGGCUUCCACCCUGCCCGCCAGGUCGCCUGGCUCCGCGGCGGCUACAACGCCGUCUGGCGCGAUCGCCCCGAUCUGCUCGACAGCACUCCGCUCCCGGAUGAGGACGGCGAGGACGACGACCACGUCACCGACCUCCCUCUCCCAAACUCCAACCUCUCCAUCGGGCCUCUCCCACACAUAUCCGCACCAGAGAUGUCCAGGAGCACGUCCAUCCCGCCCCAGAAGGCUCUUCGCCCCAAGGCACUCCCCAUGAGCGCGUUCACGAGCGCAUCCACCAUGGCCCCCCCGCGCGCGUUCCCGGUUCGAGCUCCAAGUACGAGCACGGCCGUCAGUGCAGCUCCCAGCGCGGGCUUCGCGCCUGCCACCCCUGCACCCGGUGCGGUCACGGUCGACCCGUUCAGUACCAUCCCCGUCGCGACUCCUGGCCCCUCACUCCUCGCCGCGCGCACGAAGAGCAACCCGCUCGCGGCGCAGCUUAACCUUCGACUGCCGCGCGGCGCCUCUGCGCCGAGCUUGUUGCUCCCGACUCGGAUGCGUGUGCCGGUACGAGGUGGAGAACAGCCGGCUGCGGAUGUCGUGAGUGUGAGUAGCAUGCCGGGCGGUAUGAGGGGACAUCAUUCUGUGCCGCAUGCGAGGCAGGUUGCGUUCAACCCGUUCUUCGAUGCCAUCAGGCAGAACCUCGAGCUUGCGCACGGUGCAGAGUCCGCUGGCGCGGGCGAGGGCAGCAUCGCGCUGCGCCUCCCGCGUCGCGUGCGGCGGCGUGUCGGCGACCUACCGUUUGAGUGGUUGAGAGAGAUUGCAAGGAAGAGUGGAAGGGCGAAGGAGGUGAGCAGCGAGGAGAGCGAGGGCGAGAGCGUGAUCGCGGAGGACCGAACGAGGGAGAGGAAGAGCAGCGGUGGGCAGCGGCAGCUGAAAGAGCAGCAGCAACAACAUAAUAAGCAUCACGGACAUGGUCGCACGCACGGCCACCACCAUCACACGUCGAAGCACCUUCUCCCGGCGAAGCUUCAGCAGCCGCGCUCGACGACGCCGCCAUCAUCCCCUCCCGAGUCACCCACGCGCCGCUCCGCGGCGCCGCUCCAGCCGAUGAACAACGCAGAGUCGUCGCCGGACGAGCAGUCGUCGAGCAGCCAGAGCCCGCCGAGCGCGGAGGAUCUCACGCGCGCGCUCGAGCUGCAGUUUUACCGCAUCGAGCUGGGCGAGCAGCGCCGCUUGAUGGGCGUGAUGGAGCAUCAUAGCAGGGAGAGCGCGACUUUGGUGGCUGCUGGUGCGGGCGUGAGCGUGAGUUCGGCUGGGAUUGUCGGGCCUGGCUCGGGGAAGGAGAAGAAGGAGGAAGAGAAGGAGACGGAGGUGUUCCCGUUUAGCAUCACGGCUGGAUUGGAGAAGGGGAACAAGAAUCGCCCAGUUUUCGGCACUGGCUUCUCCGCGGUCUCUACGCAUAUUUCUGGUGUGACUUUGCGCGAAGCCACACCCACACGACGCCGUUACCGUCACAUCUGGCCGUUUGAGCAUGCGCGCGUGCGCCUGCGUAAGACGCGCCCCGGAGACGACGACUACAUGAACGCGAGCUACGUGCAGCCGCUGGGGACGAAGAAGCGGUACAUCGCGACGCAGGGUCCACUGCCCGCCACAUACGACGAUUUCUGGACGCUCUGCUGGGAGCAGAACGUGCACGUGAUCGUGAUGCUCACUCGCGAGAUUGAGGGCGCGACGACGAAGUGUGGCAAGUACUGGGUGGACGGCGAGUACGGGCCCAUCCGCCUGAAGCUCCUUGCGACGGACGACACGCCCGAGCGCGAGCGCCACAGGCACGAGAGCGAGAUCAGUGGCGGGUUCUUCGGCGGGCACAUUCCCAAGACGAAGCCGCGCGCGUCCAAGGCACGUAAAGACAAGGACAGCGAGCAUAAGGACGCGGAUGACGACAGCGACCACAAGAACACGGUUCGCAGAGUCUUUCGGUUGACGCAUACUGGCUAUCCGCACGCGCCGCCGCGGACCGUGACGCAGUUCCAAUAUCUCGACUGGCCGGAUUUCAACGUGCCCGAGGACCCACGAGGCGUUCUUGGCUUGAUUCGCGAGGUGGAAGAAGCUGUCGCGCGGUCGCGCGGUGCGGGCGAUCAAAUCUGGGGCGAGGGACCGUUGCAGCCUGGCCCGUGGCCCCCGCGGUUCACGAUCCCGACGCCAUCGUCGCCCAAGACGCGGCCGUCGAGCACGGUCAUCGAGGGUGUGUCCGCAGAUGAUAACGAUAUAGAGCCGACGACGGGCAUUGCGCGACAUGCGUUGGGGAAUCCACCGGUGCUGUUGCAUUGUUCGGCGGGCGUGGGACGCACGGGAGGGUUCAUCGCGGUUGAUGCAGUGCUGGACGGCGUGCGGCGCGAGAUGCGGAAGAGGAAGGAGGAGACGGAGGCUGUUGCUGCGGCGCUGGGGUCAGCGAGUGCCGGCAUGAGUGGGAGCGCGGAGGGCGGCUCGCGAUCGCGGUCGACGCCGAGUGGAAGUGGUAUGAGCAGCCGUGGUGAGCCGAUGGACGUGGAUUCGAGCCCAAGUCCGCCGCCGUCUGGGAACGAAAGCGCCACUGCGCCGCCUGCGGUGUCGGAGCUGAUGGUGCCGGUGUCGGCGGGAGACAGCGAGGUGCACGUCCGUGUGGCCGGGUUUGCCGAGUCUGUGCCCAUGGAUGUGGAUGAGAGCAGGGAGCGGGUCGAGCGGCAGGGCACUGGGAGGGUGAGUGAGGCGCGGCGCUCGGAGGCGGUUGGGCCUGCUGGGAAGAAACUUGCUCGGACCGUGCUUCCGGCGAGCUCGGAACUGAUAGACGAGGUGCGGCGCGCGACGAUGUACCGGUGGGAGUCGACGUCGACGGUCGCGUCUGUGGGCGAUUCGACGAUGGAGUCGAGCAAGGAUUCGGAGACGAGCAGCUCGGAUUCGUUUCCCCUGCAGUCGGGCAAAGCGUUUACGACGCGCUUCACUUCGGGCACUGGAUCGUCGUCGUCCGCGAUUAGGUCGGUGUCGCAUUCGUCGACGAGUCCGCCUACGAGCCAGAUGGGUAGCUCGACGAGCUUGUCGGCCGCGGUGACGAACAAGAUGUCACUGCGGCCGAGCCACGAGAAGGCGUCGUCGAGCAGCGAGUCGGUGAAUGCGAUGGACGUGGACGUCAAGGCGAUGGAUGCUCCGGUGAAGCAAGAUGAGGAGCAGAGCGAUAAGCCACGUGAGGAGCCGAGCAGGCUGGAUACAUGGCGAUCUGAAGUGCGCACGUCGGGGUCUCCGCCGAGAGAGGGUACGCGUUCUGCGUCCAAGUCGCCAGAGCUGGCGGACGUGACUCCCGAGAAGCCGGCGCAGGAAGAGGCGGAGCAGCAGGGGGCGUAUUUUCAUCGGAAGACGGUGGAUUAUGCACAGCCGCGCCGGUUGCAUGAGGAUGUGUCGCCGCCGUUGUUGUCGACGUUUGACGAGCCGAUCCGGAGGGUUGUGGAGGAUAUGCGGGAGCAGAGGAUGAGCCUUUGCCAGAGCUUGCGGCAGUAUGUGUUUGUGCAUCGGGCGGUUAUCGAGGGGGCGUUGAUGAUUGUGGAUGAGGAGAGGGAGAGGGAGGUGGAGGGGGUUGGUGGGGAUGCGGAGCGGCUGGUUGACUCGGGCGUCGUGUUGGACAUGAGUUUGCCUGUGAAGGAGGCAAUUGAAGAUGCUUUGCGCACGCCGGUGGUCACUCAUCGUCCGGGGUCGCCGCUUGGGCUGCACGAGCAAGAGGACCCUCGGAAACGCAACCACUCGGAUGCCAUGCGAACUAGUACGGGCGGCGAUGGGUCUGCGCAGGGCGGAUCGGUCACGAUGUCGCCGGGGAGGCCGAAGCGGGGGGCGAGCCCGACGGAGCUGCAGAAGGAGAGCAAGCGCGGGGAGGUGAUGCUCACGAAGCGGCCGUCUAUUAAGCGGGGGUCGAGGGUUGGAGGGAGAGGGAGCGGGAGCAGCGAUGGGGACUCGUCUGCGUCUGCAGAGUUUGAGGUGAUGCCUGAGGGUGGGACGGGAGUUGGGACUCGGCAGCAGUAG
Laetiporus sulphureus 93-53 is the source of this 4548-nucleotide messenger RNA. RefSeq lists its product as uncharacterized. The record is from RefSeq and is a predicted model, not a curated record. Gene Ontology annotation, biological process: protein dephosphorylation. Bases 1 to 4548 code for a protein of 1515 amino acids. The transcript is spliced from 8 exons. Lineage: Eukaryota; Fungi; Basidiomycota; Agaricomycetes; Polyporales; Laetiporaceae. Gene Ontology annotation, molecular function: protein tyrosine phosphatase activity.